This is a messenger RNA of Haemorhous mexicanus (house finch), 1494 nucleotides long. Its product is annotated as lipase member K-like. The transcript has 10 exons. Gene Ontology annotation, biological process: lipid metabolic process. The record is from RefSeq and is a predicted model, not a curated record. Gene Ontology annotation, molecular function: hydrolase activity, acting on ester bonds. The coding region runs from base 183 to 1364 and encodes 393 amino acids. NCBI's taxonomy places the organism in Eukaryota, Metazoa, Chordata, Aves, Passeriformes, Fringillidae.
CACUGCUCCGUGCACCAGCCAGGGCUGAGAACCCAUCCUCUGGCACUGCCACAUCUCCAUCUCCUCCAGGGCAUCUCUUCCUGCACUGCCCAUCCUCUGCAGGGUCCCUGUCACCUCCUGCAGGAGCUGGGCCACCUCUCAGCUGGGCUGGCUGCCUUCACUUCUGGACAGGCACGGCGAGGAUGUGGCUGGCUCUAGCUCUGCUGUCCGUGCUCCACGGGAUGGCAUCUGGGGAAUGCUUCUUGAAUUCCCAAUUUCCCAAGAACCCAGAGGCAAUGAUGAACAUUAGUGAAAUGGUCUCCUUCUGGGGGUACCCCAGCGAGGAGUAUGACGUGGUGACAGAAGAUGGCUACAUCCUCCAGCUGAACAGGAUUCCUCAUGGCAGAGGAAAUUCUGGGUGCCAAGGUGUGAGACCCGUGGCACUUCUGCAGCAUGGUCUCCUGGCAGAAGGCAGCACAUGGCUCACCAACUUGGCCAACAGCAGCCUGGGCUUCAUCCUGGCAGAUGCUGGCUACGAUGUCUGGAUAGGGAACAGCAGAGGGAACACCUGGUCCAGGAGACACCAGGUCCUGACCACCACACAGGAUGAGUUCUGGGCUUUCAGCUUCGAUGAGAUGGCUAAGUACGACCUGCCAGCCAUGAUCAGCUUUAUUGAGCAGAAAACAGGGCAGAAACAGCUCUAUUACAUUGGCCAUUCCCAAGGCACCACCAUAGGUUUUAUAGCCUUUUCCACUAUGCCUGAGCUGGCUCGGAAGAUCAAGGUGUUCUUUGCUCUUUCACCUGUGACCACGGUGAUAUUUUCUCAGAGCCCAUUUAGAAAACUCUCAGUCUUUUCUGACUCUGGGCUUAAGGAGCUGUUUGGCACCAGGGAGUUCCUCCCACACACUGCCCUGGGGGAGGUGGUCCUCUCCAGGUUCUGCAUCUGCUCCAAGGUCUGCAAGCACAUCCUGGCCACCAUUUUCGGGUUCAACUGGAAGAACACAAACAUGAGCCGAUUCGACGUGUACAUGGGACACACCCCGGCGGGCUCCUCGGUCCAGAACAUCAUCCACUGGCUGCAGGGAGUCCACGGUGGGGCACUGAGAGCUUUUGAUGGGGGGCACAUGUACAACAGCCUUCACUACAGACAGACCGGGGCUCCAUUCUACGACGUGCAGCACAUGGAGGUGCCCACGGCCAUCUGGAAUGCCGGCCGGGACUGCCUGGCCGACCCCCGGGACACCGCCCUCCUCCUGCCCCAGGUCAAGAACCUGGUGCACCACAAGCUCAUCCCCCACUGGAACCACAUGGAUUUCGUGCUGGGCCUCGAUGCCACCGAGGUCCUGUACAGGGAAAUCCUGGACAUCAUGAAGAAGCAUCCCUAAAGAUGCUGGUUCUGCUGGAUAUGAUUGGUUUUUGGUUUUUUUUUUUUUUCAGUGCUGUCCCUAGAGGAUUUUGAAAUUUCUCCCUGUUUGGACCACCUGAAUGUAGUUGAUUAAAAUGUUCUGCUUUUAA